Messenger RNA from Exophiala xenobiotica, 4220 nucleotides. RefSeq lists its product as uncharacterized. NCBI's taxonomy places the organism in Eukaryota, Fungi, Ascomycota, Eurotiomycetes, Chaetothyriales, Herpotrichiellaceae. Bases 422 to 4024 code for a protein of 1200 amino acids. The transcript is spliced from 2 exons. The record is from RefSeq and is a predicted model, not a curated record.
CCCAAUCUGGUCCUCUUAUGUUGCUGCAAAGAUAAGCCCCCGAAGUGCAUCUAUUCUCCGUCCUGGGUGGAGGGCUUUUCGCUUACAGGCACCUAACAGGGGGCCUUCUGGACUGUUUGACCCUCUAGCUGCAGACUCAAUGGCAAGAAUAGAACACUCCGCUGUGUCCAGUCCCUCGGAUUCAGCCAGCAUUGCUUCGAUCAUCACCAGACAUCACGCUUUCUUUCCAUGAUGGCGUUUCAUGUUUGCUUUACCUGUUGCCAUAUCACAUCUCGGCCGCUGUUUUUGACAUGGCUGCCUUUGCCCAUGCAAUAUGGUGCCUCCAGAGCCUGAUUGUGACAUGAGGCGCAUGGGCGCUUAAUCCACCAAUCUUGCAGGGCUGGCCGAAUGAAGAACGCACUUUUGGCACGAAGUGACUAACAUGUCAAUCCGGCCAUGGCCUGUCGCUGAACAUGCACAAUACUCCCCAAGAACUCCCACCACCUUCCCUCCCCCUCCACCUCCGCCCAGAGAUGGCCAACCUGCAGCCUCUCCAGCACGGCCCAGAAGUCUCGCAAUACCGUCUCCAUUGACCAUCAAUGCUACUUCGCGUGCCAUCCUCACGCACACUCCGAUUUCCGCGACUUCAUUGCAUGGCCCGGUUUCCGCCUCAUACAUCCCGUCGCCAGGCCCAAGCCCCAGGACCUUGUUGCCUAUGGCUGGAAGAGCAUCGUCCCAAUAUAAUGUCCCCUACGACCCAAGAGAAUGGGCUGGUGGUAGCCGCAGAUCGUCCAUGGUGAUAGAAGGGCGAAUUAAUGAGGCCCAGCCUGAGGGUAAGCUUUACUGUCCUGACAUCGUGAUACAUGAAGGAGGACAGGCGGCUCACUUCGUGAUCUGUGCAGAUGGCAUUGCGAGUCCGCCACCACCGUAUUCAGCGCCCCCAGCCCGUGAGGCCGCUGCUUGUACCAGUGCCGGAUCAACUAUAUCACCAGCGGAGUCGACGUUUACCGGGGGUAAUCAGUCCCGGAUAGAUACGCCUGCUAGCACGGCCGGUCUUUUGUCGCCAUUCAACCAAUCAUCGAAUCCUCUGGAUGAUGGCAGCGGACAACCCAACAUUGCUAAAGCGACGCAACCUGGCAGCCAUGCGGUGGCUCGAACGAUUGGCACCGAUAGUCGAGCACCUCGACUGAGCUUGGGAUCGGAGCAUGUGGACUCGAGGCCGGCCUCCUCCCUCGGUACUACACGACCAACCUCGACCAUAUCACUUUCCAUCAACACUACCGCAGCCCAGCAGAGCUAUGUGUCUGCGACGUUGCAGGACAAUGAGGUCAACGCUGGUCCGAUCCUGGGUCCUGCAGCCUCUAGAAGAGCUGCUUCUGCUGGCGCUGCUUCCUCUCACGACUCAAGCAGUCAAAGCUAUGGCGGCUCGGCCUCAAGGUCGUCGUCUCGGCAACGUAGUUGGCAACCUGGCAUGCCUUUGCCUGGUCCUCCUCCUGGCCCUCCACCGACUUCUGCGAGGUCACAGAGUGCAACUGGCGUGCGUGCGCUCUCUCAAAGUCAAGCGACGGGCUCCAACACUCGCUCUCAUCAUCAUCGCGUACCAUUGCGUGCACCAGUCCUCAGCCCAAUGCCACCUACGCCAGCUAAUUGGAGGGAUGAUUCGACUUCCCGUGUCAAUCCGCGGGCACCGGUCUCGUUGCACAUAGAGACUACCAAUCUGGAUCGCCCAAGCAUCACUGCUGCCGGGUUGAGUCGAAGUGCAGCAAUGCGUGUAUCUUCAGCCAAAGGUCUGCUCGAGCGGAGGAAGCAUAGGCAGAGCCUUCAUGAAGGAAGUUUGACCGAUCUGAGCGCAUUGACCAUUGAGACCGACCCAUGGCUGGACGGUAUAAGUCCUGGAGGGCUCAGCACCGAUCACUCACCAACUCUCGAUUCGGUCUUAUCUGGACCUUCGAGUCCGGCGACAGACAGGAGAGCUUUGCGCCGGGGCUCCGGUCGACCACUCACGCCUCUUCUGCCGCCUAAGGCACUUCCAACCCCUCCAUUGAGCCAGCGAAAUCCCACUUCUGCUCAUACUAUGCCGUCUAACGCAUCGUCGAUAUGCGGAGUGGUUCCAGGCGAGAUUGACGACUUUGUCACAACAGCAUCUCGGCGACACCAGGAUUUUCUCCUUCGCGAAAGCAAAGCUAACACAGACUUGGAGCGGUUGCAGCUCUUCAUGGAGUUCAUGGUUGGGGAGUCGCAAAUCCGAAAACAAGUCUAUCCGGCGCCCUUCGUAGAUGGCAGUUUCGAUGCGUCAGAGGCUAUGGCGCGCUUGUUCCAGGGUACCGCAGACAAACGCACUCCGAGCUCUGCCACUGAUAAAGAUCGGAUCAACAUGCAUGGUCAGAAUCCAGAUGGCUUGUGGUGGAAAGAUUACCGACCCGCACUUUCGCCAAUCGCCAGUAUGAGCAAUGAUGAAGUCAGCUCUCGCGGGCGUACUUCAAGCCGGUGGUGGCAAUCUCACAGUGGCUCGGAAGUCGAUGGCGGGCCUAAAAAGAUGAAGAGAACGAAGAGAGAAUCAAAGUAUAUGGGUCUGUCUGCUCUGUCAGUCCAGGAAGUUCUCUCCGAGGCCGCGACUCCUACCAAUUUCGACGAAUUGUACAACAAGCAAGAAACAUACCCUGAGGAUAAGGCAGAUCCUGAGACUUUCGGCAUCUACGAGGACAUCUUGAAUGAUCCAAUUCUGGGCGGCACAUCGGAAACUGUGUCCGAUACCGCAGCCAUGGACGUCUCGAGGUUCAUUACAUUGCCCCCACCAUAUCCCAGACACUAUCCUGCUGUCAAUAAGAGUCAUCCGAAGUUGAUUGCGUACCGAAAUGUUGUCAGAAAAUUGAGUGAUCUAAGUGAAAUAGAGCGUCGAAGAGGUCGCCACGAUUUGAGUGUGGAGGCCCUGCGAGCAGAGUAUCAACGUAGGGUCUCUGAAGGACGAAAAGCAUUCAAAGCCAGUAUCCAACAGCAAAUUGAGGAGGGGAACAUUAGUUAUGCAGAUGCAGCUGAGGCCGAACAGACAUUACGGAUGGAUGAGAAUGCCGCCGAAAAGAGCUGCCUUCAGGCCGAAUUCGACACACUUCAGGAUGUGGUGAUUAACCCUAUGCACGACAUGCUCAACGACCGUGCCUGUCAGCUCACUAUCAGUAUCAAUGAUCUGAUCGAGAAUCUGGUGGCGGAAACGCACACUUCGAACUUGGAUCGACCACAACAAGAGGGAGAUGCGAUGCCCGAGAUUCUUGAAUAUUUGACACAGCUCAAAUGGCUAUUUGAAGCGCGGGAACACAUCCACAAGGAGAUCUUUGAGCUUCUCAGCGUACGGAAUGAGAAAUACAAAGCAAUUGUAUUGUUGCCGUAUCACCAAGUGGGCAACCUGGACAAGAUUCGAGACACUGAAGGAUUCUUUGCUCAAGACAGCCUUCAACGGAGGAAGACGUUCUGCGAGGAAUCGCUUGAACGCUACCGAGCGUUUGUUCAGCUUGUUGCCGAGAACGUCGCACAGGAGGUAGGCUUGCAAUCAUCGGCCUUCUGGGACAUUGCUCCUAGCCUGCUCGAGCUUGUGCACAAGAUCCCCGAUGAUCUAUACCAGCUAGGGCCGAUUGCCAUUCCAGACACUGAAUACGCGGAAAACCCGGCGUAUCAUGAAUACCCACAACAAUACCUAUACACACUGCUCGACCAUGCAGAGAAAUCGACUUAUCAAUUCAUUGAGUCGCAGAUCAAUCUGCACUGCCUGCUGCAUGAGGUGAAAGGGGCUCUGCUUGGAGCAGAGUAUCGAGCCGCUGAGGCAAGCAGAGCCCGCGAACAACUUGACGGCCCGGUCUCAGGCGCUGACCCAAAGAUGGUGGAGGAAGAACGAGAAGCCUCGGCUACUGCUGAGCUGAAGCAGCAUGUGACGAUGAUCGAGGAACAAUGGCUGGAAGCAUUGGGUAGUGCGCUGCAAGGCAAGAAAAAACAACUCCAGGUGUUUUUGGAAGAUGUUGGAGGAUGGGAUGAAUCGAUGCAGGAGGAAGGAUGAACAUAGAAACGCUUGCGUAGGCAAAGGAAUGCUUCUCCUUGGUGGCAUCUUCCUGCACGCAGGCUGCCUCAUUUACUGGUAGUCUAGUUGUUGAAGGGAAGAUUGAUGACUGGAUGGAUAUAAUGACUACACUUGCCGUGCUGGGGAUGCAUCUUCGCAUCUGGUACGAGUACUACACAGUACGCUUCUCAACUUC